Molecule: messenger RNA, 801 nt
Organism: Caenorhabditis remanei
Lineage: Eukaryota; Metazoa; Nematoda; Chromadorea; Rhabditida; Rhabditidae
Exons: 4
Coding region: 1-801 (266 amino acids)
Source: RefSeq, a predicted model, not a curated record
AUGUAUCAAUCAUUUCUAGAUGUUUUCUGCCCAAAAACAUGUGGAUUGUGUCCCGGAAAUACAACGGUUGCUCCGCCCACUGCUGCGCCGAAUUGUGUGGAUACCAAUAUCAACUGCAAAGCCUGGGUGAAGGAAGGAUACUGUACUGCCUGCUUUGUUGAUUGCUCUGAUCGAGUCAAGAAUUGUGCAAAAUCAUGCGGUUUCUGUGUGGAAGGAUCUUGUCUCAACUAUGACUAUAAAACGUAUGCUGAAAGUCAUGUUCUCAUUCGGAAAACUGCACAAAUGAUUCGUCAUUCACUCUUCCUCAUUUUCUCUGUUUCAUUCCUUCUUUUGGUCUCUUGUGAAUAUUUCGAAGAUACCAAAUGUGAAAACGAUCCAACUGUUGAUUGUGAUUCAUUCAAAGAUGACUGCAAAAACGAUAAAUUGAUCCCGUUGCUCAAGAAAUCGUGCCCGGUUACAUGUAAUUUGUGCCCCAGUACUGUUUCUCCAACAACGUUGGGUCCAUGUGAAGACAGCCCAGGAUCAAAUUGUAGCACCUUCAAAGAUUACUGCGAUAAUGAGAAAUAUAUUCCAAUGUUGAAAGAGUUCUGUCCAGUCACUUGUAAUAUGUGUCCUGGAGCAACAACCGUUUCUCCUCCAACUCCAAAUCCUCAUUGCUAUGAUAAUGAAACAAAAUGUAAAGAAUGGAAAGCAAGAGGCUACUGUACAAACUGCUUCUAUUCAUGUGCUGACAAGAUCAAAAUGUGUGCAAAGACAUGCGGAUUCUGUACAAAAGGAACAUGCGUCGAUUGCAAGAAAUAA